CCAGGGACUCCCCUCGCAAGCCUCCAGUUCGCAGAUGAGGGACCACUGUGUUUCUGAUCUCGAGAUGCUCCCUUGCGUUUAUUUUGGGUUGAUCUGAUAUUGUAUCUUGCCUUCAGUGCCUUGGUCUUUUCAUUGCUAGUUGCUCACACGUUGUCGUCCAAGUCGUCUUCGUACAUAUCUGCACAUAUUCAAGUACAUUACAGACAAUACACAGCUGGACGAACCGAAACUCCAAAUUCACUUCACCAGCUUGGGACUGACAUUGACAACGUCGAGGUACGCUUUUAUAGCGCCAUAGACACAAUCAUGGCCGUGGGAACAACACAUCACCAGCCUCUACCGGACAUGGCACAGAUCAAGUCCACAGAAGCCGAGAGACCAGAGAGACGUGCAGUCGUCACCACCAUAAACUACUACGACGACCCUGGAGAUGGAACCCCUCCCACCCCAAUCGUUGUAGGGGGUCAAAAAGUCACAAAUGAGAGGAAAAUGACACCUCGCACCGUCACCGUCACCGACAUCAGAGGCGACGAGGACAAGUACACCCUCGACACCCACGGCUUCCAGUACGUCCGCCACACCAGCGUCGAGACGGACUUUACAGACGAAGAACGGGUCAAGGGCGUCUACUACCCCGAGAUGGAGAAGCUGUACAAGGAAAUCACGGGAGCAAGCCGGGUCGUCAUCUUCAACCACCAGAUCCGCCGCGGGCCGGCAAACUGGCACAGCCUAGGCGAGCGCAACACGGAGCACCGCGGCCCCCUGCACAAGGCGCACGUGGACCAGUCCUACGACGGCGCCGUCAUGAUGGCGAGGCACCACCUCGGCGCGGACGAGGCCGAGAGACUCCUCGACAAGGAGAAGCGGCGGUUCCAAAUCAUCAACAUCUGGCGGCCCAUCGCGACGGUCCGGCGGGACCCGCUGGCCGUUGCGGACGGGACUACGGUCGCGGAGGAGGACCUUGUCCCGGGUGCGAUUAUUUACCCCCGUCACCGGGCCGAGACGUGGACGAUUAAGCCGAAUCCGGCGCACCGGUGGUACUUUUUGGACGGGCAGAGACCGGAUGAGGCGUUGUUUAUCAAGUGUUUUGAUUCUGAUACGUCGGUUGUCCGGAGGGCUGCGCAUUGUGCUUUUCGGGAUCCGGAGAUGGAUGAGAUGGAGUGUCGGCAGAGUAUCGAUAUUCGGGCGUUGGUGUUUCACUGAUGGGUUGGGAAGCUGAAGCAUGGUUGUCUUACCUUGGUCAUUGGUACAAGACAUGGAGGGCACAUCUCAGACGUUGAAGCUGUGCUUAUUCAAGACAAGACGCUGAACGGUAGCGCGGGCGCAUGGGUAGAUACACGUGGGAAGACAGGACCUAGGUGUCCUAAUGUAGAUUGAGGAAUGAUGUACGCUAUCGGAUCUAGCAGAUCUGAUGCCAAGCCUCGGGAAUCCUAAGCCAGCGUGCCUGUGAUGGACUUUCUGGGAAUUAACGACUACAUCAACGAGACGAU
Messenger RNA from Colletotrichum scovillei, 1490 nucleotides. RefSeq lists its product as uncharacterized. The record is from RefSeq and is a predicted model, not a curated record. Gene Ontology annotation, molecular function: oxidoreductase activity. Bases 307 to 1203 code for a protein of 298 amino acids. Lineage: Eukaryota; Fungi; Ascomycota; Sordariomycetes; Glomerellales; Glomerellaceae. The transcript has 3 exons.